This is a messenger RNA of Galeopterus variegatus (Sunda flying lemur), 798 nucleotides long. It is a transcript of the gene STX8, whose product is annotated as syntaxin 8. The record is from RefSeq and is a predicted model, not a curated record. NCBI's taxonomy places the organism in Eukaryota, Metazoa, Chordata, Mammalia, Dermoptera, Cynocephalidae. The transcript has 6 exons. The coding region runs from base 49 to 798 and encodes 249 amino acids.
UGUUGCAAACUCCACGCUCCUUUCGCGCGCGGGGCCGAACCGCGGGGAAUGAGCCGCGCGGGCCGCCGUCGUCGGCUGCUGCGAGCAGGAAGUGUCCGAGCGGCGGGCGGAGACUGCACGAUGGCCCCGGACCCCUGGUUCUCCACGUACGAUUCUACUUGUCAAAUUGCCCAGGAGAUUGCUGAGAAAAUUCAACAGCGAAAUCAGUAUGAAAGGAAAGGUGAAAAGACAUCUAAGCUUACCGUGACAAUCAGAGCUUUGUUGCAGAAUCUGAAGGAAAAGAUCGCCCUUUUGAAGGACUUAUUGCUAAGAGCUGUGUCAACACAUCAGAUAACACAACUUGAAGGGGAUCGAAGACAGAACCUGUUGGAUGACCUUGUAACUCGAGAGAGACUACUUCUGGCAUCCUUUAAGAAUGAGGGUGCAGAACCAGAUAUAAUCAGGUCCAGCCUGAUGAGUGAAGAAGCUAAGAGAGGAGCACCCAACCCUUGGCUCUUUGAGGAACCUGAGGAGACCAGAGGCUUGGGUUUUGAUGAAAUCCGACAACAGCAGCAGCAGAUUAUCCAAGAAGCCAUCUGGAGCAGCCGCCACUCAGUGCCCGGCCACCGCAGCUGCUGCCCUCAAUGCCGGGCCAGGCUGCGCAGCCCUGCCACUGGGACUCGGGGUCCAGCGACAGCGGUAUAUGCCGGGGAAGGGGCUGUCGUCACCCCGGCCCCGGGCGCCGCUGGAACCGUGAGCCGAAGAGAAACUGAGCAGGCUGUGGCACGAACAGGAGCCAGGAGCACCAGGGGCGGCUAG